Messenger RNA from Scomber japonicus (chub mackerel), 5436 nucleotides. RefSeq names its product laminin, beta 4 (gene lamb4). The coding region runs from base 1 to 5436 and encodes 1811 amino acids. Gene Ontology annotation, biological process: cell migration; substrate adhesion-dependent cell spreading; basement membrane assembly. The transcript is spliced from 34 exons. Gene Ontology annotation, cellular component: laminin trimer. The record is from RefSeq and is a predicted model, not a curated record. NCBI's taxonomy places the organism in Eukaryota, Metazoa, Chordata, Actinopteri, Scombriformes, Scombridae.
AUGAUCUUCAUCCUCAUCUUCAUCGGUCUUCUUCCAGCAGCCCAGCUCCAGCAGGACCAGCAGGACCAGCAGGACCAGCAGGACCAGUGUCCUCGCGGCUCCUGUAAUCCGCAGCUCGGUGACCUCAUGGUGGGUCGGGCCCCUCAGCUCUCAGCCUCCUCCACCUGCGGCCUGCAUGGACCCAAUAAUUACUGCAUCCUCGGAUACUUAGAGGAGGAGCAGAAGUGCUUCACGUGUGACUCUCGGCUGCCGUACGAUCGCCAUAGCAACCCCGACAGCCACCGCAUCGAGAACGCCAUCACGACCUUUGACCCCGAGCGUAAAAUGAAGUGGUGGCAGUCUGAGAACGGAGUCCACCAGGUCAGCAUCCAGCUGGAUCUGGAGACCGUGUUCCAGUUCAGCCAUCUGGUCCUCAGCUUCAAGAGCUUCCGCCCGGCGGCCAUGUUGGUGGAGCGCUCGAAGGACUUCGGGAGAACGUGGAAAGUGUUCCGAUACUUCGCGGAAGAUUGUUCGCUUCAUUUCCCGACGGCGUCGCGUCGGCCGGCCGACGGCAUCGAACACGUGGUCUGUGACAGCCGGUACUCGGGGUCCGAGCCCUCGUCUGACGGAGAGGUGGUGCUAAAAGCUUUGGAUCCAAUCUUUGAAAUAGAGAAUCCGUACGCACCAGAGAUCCAAGAGCUGAUCACCAUCACCAACAUCCGGAUCAACUUCACCCGCCUCUUCACGCUGGGCGACACUCUGCUGGGCCGCCGCCGCAGGAACCCGCAGGACAAAUAUUACUACGCCCUUUACAACAUGGUGGUGCGAGGAAGCUGCUUCUGCAACGGCCACGCCAGCCAGUGCAUGCCCCUGGACGGAGGGCGGGGGGACGUCUACACCCAGGCCGGCAUGGUCCACGGCCGAUGCGUCUGUCAGCACGACACGGCCGGAGAGAACUGUGAGCGCUGUCGAGACUUUCACCACGACGCCCCCUGGAGGCCCGGAGGGGAAGGACACGUCUGCAGGAGUUGUGACUGUAACGGUCACUCUGACUCGUGCCACUUCGACGCGGCUCGGUUCGAGGCGUCGGGGGGGCGGAGCGGCGGCGUGUGUGACGGCUGCCGCCACGACCGGGUCGGACCUCACUGUGAGCGCUGUCGGCCGUUCCUGUUCCAGGACCCCCGGCGGGCCCCCCAGGACCCCGACGCCUGCAUACCGUGUGACUGUGAUGCGGGGGGGUCAGAGGGGGGGGGUCUCUGUGACCCUCUGAGCGGUCAGUGUGUCUGUAAAGGAAACGUCGAGGGGCAACGAUGCGACCGCUGCAAACACGGAUUCUUUGGUCUGAGACACGAAGACCCGGCCGGCUGCCAGAAGUGCACGUGUCACGCUUUGGGAAGUUUGGGGUCAUGUGAUCAGCUGACAGGAAGAUGUGAAUGUGACCGACUGGCGAGCGGAGAGCAGUGUGACCGAUGUGUGGCAGGGUUCUGGGGUCUGGGGGACUCGGGGUUCAGGUGUUCUCCGUGUGACUGCGAUGUCGGAGGAUCCCGAAGCAACGCGUGUUCUCCUCAUGGCGGUCAGUGCACCUGUCUGCCCAACAUGGCCGGUCGGCGCUGCACCGAACCCACCGCCGGCCACUUCCUGCCGCCGCUGGACUACUUCCUGUAUGAGGCGGAGCUCGCUGCCGCGCUGCAUGAUGGGAACUCUGCUGCUGCUCUGGCGGGACUUCCUGCAGCCGUGUCCAGGGAUUGGGUCAUACAGCGGGACCCGACCGUCCCACCGGACUGCGUGCAGUAUUACAGAGAACGAGGAUUCGGCUUCCAGCUCUCUAAGGGUCGAGUGGUUCUGAUCCGGAGGACUCGGCGGGCCCGCCUCAGGAGGCAGACUCUGCAGCCGGGCCGGAUCCCGCUGGAACCGGGUCACGCCCUGCAGAUCAUCCCCCGCCAGAGGACGCCCGGCCAGUCCGUCACAUGGAGCGGCCUGGGAUUGGUCAGAGUCCUGGAUGGGGCGGGGCUUAGGUUCACUGUAGACAACCUUCCUUCCUCCAUGGAGUACCGGCUGGUGAUCCGCUACGAGCCCGAGACUCCAUCUGAUUGGUUGGCAUCAGUCAGCGUCAUCACGCUGUCGCCCGGCGAUGGCGGCUGCAGCAGCGACCCGACAGGAAGUAAAACUCUGAUUCUCCCCGGAAACACCAGAGGCGGCGUUCUGGACUCUCCGCUGUGUCUGAACGCGGCGGCUCGAUACUUGGUGGACGUCUCGUUUAACGUUCAGUCCGGACCCGAAGCCUCGCACAUCCUCAUCGACUCGAUGGGUUUGAUUCCCAUCAUCGAAUCCAUCCGUGACUUCUGCUCCCAGAGCGAGCUCGACUCUUUCCGACGCUUCCGCUGCGUCGGAUUAACCGUCGAACUCGACUCGCAGGAGUCGCUGCCGGAAGUCUGUGAAGGUCUAAUCGGGAGCAUGUCGGCCCGGAUCCACAACGGAGCUGUUCCCUGCAGGUGUAACGUGAUUGGCUCUCUCGGACCGUCCUGCAGUAAAGUGGGCGGGUUGUGUGAAUGUAAACCCAACGUGAUUGGCCGUUGCUGUGAUACCUGUGCGCCACAGACUUUUGGAUUUGGACCUGACGGCUGCAAACCGUGUCAGUGCGACCCCCGCGGCUCAGUGUCAGAGCUCUGUGAUCAGGUCAGAGGUCAGUGUGCGUGUCGCUCAGGGGUGACCGGUCGGCACUGUGGACGCUGUCAGGCGGGAUUCUGGGGUUUCCCUCACUGCCGACCCUGCGAGUGCAACGGCCUGUCCGACGUCUGCGAUGAACAGAGCGGAGAGUGCCAGACCUGCAGAGAGCACGCCACCGGACCUCGCUGUGACAGGUGUGUGGAGGGUUACUAUGGUAACCCAGCCUCCAGACAGCCCUGUCAGCCAUGCCUGUGUCCAGACAUUCAGGGCAGCGGACGAUUCUUCGCCUCUUCCUGCAACCAAAACCCACAAUCCCUUGGUCUGACCUGCAACUGCUGGGAGGGGCACAAAGGUCCACAGUGCAACAGAUGCAGUCCUGGUUUCUAUGGCGACCUGACGUUGACGGGUUCCCGCUGUGAAGAGUGUCCGUGCAACAACAACAUCGACCCAGACGAGCGAGACGCCUGCGACAGUGUGACCGGAAAAUGUCUGCACUGUCUCCACAACACGAUGGGACCAAACUGCCAAAACUGCAAACCGGGUUACUAUGGCAACGCCCUAGAGCAAGACUGCAAAGAAUGCUCCUGUGACCGGCGGGGGACAGAGGUGACUCGGUGUCCUCUGGGGAGUCCCUGUUUCUGUGAUCAGGCGACCGGACAGUGCCCCUGCAGGACAGGUGCGAUGGGCGUCCUCUGUGACGAGUGUGAGGACGGAUACUGGAACCUGGACGGAGCGUCAGGCUGUCAGCCUUGCAGCUGUGAUCCUGCAAACUCUUUCUCCAACAUCUGCAACAAGGUGUCGGGACAGUGUCCCUGCCGUCCUGAGUUCGGAGGAAGACAGUGUGAUGAAUGUGGAGAAAAUCAUUUUGGGAACCCUGACCUGCAGUGCAUCUCUUGUGACUGCAACAUGGAGGGAACCGUGCGCCCGUCAUGUGACCCUGAAACGGGCGAGUGCAUGUGUCGGACCGGUGUCACCGGUAUCUUCUGUGAUGAGUGCGCUCCUGGCUACGACUCAGCGUUCCCCGCCUGUAAGGAGUGUCACCCCUGCACGACCCUCUGGGCCCAAAACGUUACCGACGUGCAGCGAGCGGCUCAGAGGAUGAGAACCUUCAUUCCUCGCCAGGGUGACAAUCAGCCCGGACAUAAUCGCCACCGGCAAAGGAUGCUGGAGAUGCACUCUAAGCUGGAAGGUCUCACCAACCUGACGGCACUUUCCCCGCCGAAGGUGGACAAGAUGGCAAAACUGUAUCAGAAGAUCGGGAAGCUGAAAGACAGUAUCGACCCCAACGUGAUCCUCAUCAACCCGACCUCACUGCUCAACACUGAAAUAGACAACAUUCAUCACGAGUUCAAGAAGCUGCUAAACAACCUGAAGGAGAAGCUCAUGGGGCUGCCCGAUGAUGAUGAUGGCGAUGAUGAAGACCUGCAGGAACUGCUGGAUGAGAUCCAGAAGCUUCACAAAGACUUCCUGUCUGAUGAGAAGAGAGUGAAGAAUGCUAACGAAGCUCUGGAGGACUCCAUGGACACCAGAGAGGAGGUCAAACACAAACUGAGCAAGUGCAGCAGCAGAGGAGACCUGGCGCCUCUGGAGAAGUCGGUCAAAGCGCUGAGUGUGGUCAGCCUCAACCGUAAGAUCUGUGGAGAACCAGGAGUAGGACAGGAGGACUGUUCAGGAUGUGGUGGCGCUCUCUGUCGUCUGCCUCUGGGAAACAGGAAGUGUGGCGGUCCAAACUGUGAUGGCAUCGUUCCUCUGGGUGAAAAAGCUUCAGACACGGCAGAUAACGCCAAGGAGAAACUCAUCAUGCUCUCUGGCAAACUGCAGGAGUCCAAGAACAAGAUCAAUGACGCCCAACAGGUGGCUCAGGACACUAAAGCUCUGACCAAAAACCUCCAAGAUCGGAUCAACAACAACAUGGACACCUGGGAGAGAGACAAGAACAAAACCAAGGAGCUCAUUCAGCGUGUCAGAGACUACCUGCUGGAUGAGAUGGUUCCUCCUGAGGAUAUUGAGAAAAUGGCCCGAGCAGUGCUGGACAUCCAGUUACCACGAUCACCUGAUGAGAUUCGAUCCAUGAUCAAUAACAUCAAUGAUCUGCUGUCCAAUGCCGCCAACUUCCAGGAGGACAUGAAGAAGCUGGAACAGCAGGCCAAGACGGCCCAGGACUUGCUGCAGAAAGCCCUGGAGCUCAAGGAACAGACGAAGAACAUUGAUAUGAACAAGAUCAGCCAAGAUAUUUAUGAAGCAGAGAAAGCUCAGAGCAAAGCCAACGACGACCUGGAGACAGCCAGUGGAGACAAGGACAUGGCCAAAGACCGACUCCGAGAAAUUACAGACAAACUGGACGAUGAUGAGAAGAAGCUUAUGAGCCCUCGACCCAAACAGCUGUUGGACAACAUAGAAGCGCUCAAAAGGAAAACUGAACAGAACAGAGAACAAGCUAAAGAGGCCAAAGAGGCUGCAGACGCAGCUACAGGCAGCAGUAAAGAUGCAGAGACGGAGCUGGACAAGGUGAGAAAGCUGUUUGAGGUUUUAAAGCAGCAAAAAGGGAACGAGUCAGUUCAGGACGAAGCUGGAAAACGUCUGAAGAACAUCGUGGAGGAGGUCGAGAUGCUGAGGCGGCAAGUGGAGGACAAACAGCGACUCAUAGAAGACGUGGAGAAGAACAUCAACCAGCUGAUCAGACGUAAACAGGAGAAAGUCGCUGAAGUGGCCGAACUCUUAAAGGAAGUGGAUUCUCUUCGCCAGGACAUCUCGAAACGGGCUGAAGGAUACAUCAACUGCUCCUCUUAA